This is a messenger RNA of Blepharisma stoltei, 3598 nucleotides long. NCBI's taxonomy places the organism in Eukaryota, Ciliophora, Heterotrichea, Heterotrichida, Blepharismidae. The record is from the annotation of a GenBank genome assembly.
AUGAUUACUAAUGAUAUUUCUAUUCUUGGAAUUGCUGAAACAUGACUGAAAACUUCCUUAUAUAUUCAAGGAUUUAUCUGAAUUGGAAAUAAUGGGCCAAUUGCUGGCAACAGAGGAUCAGGCGGAACUGGGUUACUAAUACAUGAAACAUUUGCAAAUCUAAUAACAUCAAUUGAAACUAACAAUCAUAGAAUAACAGCAACAUUAAUUGAAGAUUACUUAAUAAUAGUAGCUUAUGCCCCAGUAGUAGCAAAUCACCAAAGUAAGAAAUCAAUUGAUGACUAUAUUAACUUUAUCAUAGAAGUUCAAGAAAUUAUUCAAAAGAAUCAAAAGGAUAGACGUCAAAUAGUACUAUUGGGUGAUUUUAAUGCACAUCUAAAAGGAUAUUUAUCUGAAAUCGAUGAUCUAACAGGAGAGAUAUUUUCUAAAUUUAUAAAAGAUUCUCAUCUAUACAUUCUCAAUGAUAUGCAAAUAUCAACUUUUAGAGGUCAUAAUACACACACAAUUAUUGAUUACAUUCUCUCAAACUCAACAUCAGAAAUUAUUUAUAUAGAAGUCCCUCAAUUAAAUACUAACCAUAUUUUACUCCUAUCACGCAUUUCGAUAAUUAUAUCAUUAGGAACUCAAAAAACAAUUAUUCCAUGAUAUAAACUAGAAGGAGAUGAACAUGAAGCCUUUAAAAGCAGACUCUUCCUUAAAUUCAAAGAAAAAGGUAUUUUCAUAACAAAUAACCCUUCUCAAAUCUAUACCGAAAUAAAGACUAUCUUAGAUGAAGAAUCAAUUAUUCUAAAAACUAAAUUACAGCCUGAUCAUUUUAAAACUCCAGAAAUGAAAAUUUUAAGGAAAAGAAUUAACAAACUCAAAGAAUGAAUCAAAUUUUGCUAUUCUCAGAAAAAUAAUGAAUUUAUUGAAAGAAUACGGAAAGUAAAGAAAAUAUGCAUUGAUCAGUUAAAAAGACUAGAUAGAUAUGAAAUAAUAAGUGAAAAUAGAUUAAAACAAUGCAUAAAUGAUCCCUAUGGAGCUUGAAACAAAAUAAAAAGAUUAUUGAAUAAAAACAAACUGGUCUUACCAAUGAAUGCAUUUGAGAUUCAAUCUUGAACAAAAGAAUUUGAAGAUCAAUUUAGGAGUACGAUAUCUUUUAUUCCACAAGCAGGUUGUCUAGAAGAUGAACUUUGAAACUCAAAAAAGAUUGAGAAUAUUAUUAAAUCUUUGCCUAACAGAAAAGCUCCUGGACCAGAUAAUAUAACGAAUGAAAUAAUAAAAAAAGGAGGAGAUAUAAUGGUAGAAGCAAUAACACAUUUUUUAAAUACUUGCAGAAUUUAUGGUAUACCGGAUGUUGCAAAUGAAGCUAAGACUAUUCUUAUAUAUAAAGGUAAAGGAAAUCAUAAAGAAUUGAAGAAUCACAGACCUAUAACAUUAAUGAACAGUUUUAUGAAGAUUCUUGACAAGGCUGAACUAAGAAAAAUUGAAAACAACGUUAAGAUCUCAGAUAGACAACAUGGGUUUAGAAAAGGAAAAUCAUGCAUAACACAAAGUUUCUUACUGAAAAAUACCUUAGAAUAUCGAAAAUAUUAUAAUAAAGGGAAAAAGAGUGAUUCAUAUAUACUUUUUAUAGAUUUUUCGAAAGCAUAUGAUUCUGUGGAUAGAACUAAACUCAUGGAAAAGAUAAAAAGUAAGAGAGUCACAGAUGAUAGUUGAAAAUCAAUCUCCCAGAUGAUUAAAGGAGAAAAGACUACCUUAAUAAUCAACGGAAAUGAAACAUUUAAAAUCGAUAUUACUAAAGGGGUUAGACAAGGAAGUGCGAUUUCUCCAUUAUUAUUUAAUAUCUAUAUCGAUGAUAUUGAAAAUGUAACAAAAGAUAUUAGCCUAGAAUUAAUUAAAAACGAGAAUUUAUACUCAAAAAUAAAUUUUCAAUAUGCAGAUGAUACAGCUUUUAUUACAGGAAAAUGUGAGGAUCUACAGUCAAUUCUUAAUAAUCUUAAAAAAUGAACAGAAGAAAAUGGUAUGGAUUUAAAUAUAGGACCUGAAAAAACGGCAUUGAUGACAAUUAUUAAUAGAAACAGAAAAAAUACCCUCCAAAAAUUACCCAAACUACAUUUUAAAAGAACUGAAAUUCCAAUAGUUGAUAAAUAUAAAUACUCCCCCCCCCCCCCCCGUGAGCGAACAAAAACCAUUAGAAAAAUCGCCAUUUUUUGACCAAAAACCCACCCUCCGUGAGUGAACAAAAAUUUUUUUAAUAGAAAAAAUUUUAAUGGAAAAAAAUUUUGAUAUAUAAGUGAUAAUUAGUAUAAUGAAAUCUAGAGCUAAUUCUGUUUAAUUUUAAACAAAUUGCGUUUUAAAACAUAAAUUUUGCAAAUUAAAUUAAUAUUUGCUUCCCAAUUUUUGCAAAUUAGGAUUUUUUUAAAUUUCGAAAAAAAUAUUUUUUUAUAAAAUUUUAUAUAUAAAUUUUUUUUAAAAAAAAAAAUUAACCCCCCCUCCGUGAGCGAACAAAAAUUUUUUUGUUCGCUCACGGAGGGGGGGGGGGGAGUUAGGAAUUGUUUUUAAAGGAAAUUUAAAAUCAACAGGUUUAGAUCAAUCACAAUAUGCUUAUUUAAAAAAUAAAGCAAUAAGUACAUGUAGUUCAUUUAUACCAGCAAUUAGAAAAAUGCUAAAUAUCCCAACUACAACAUUAAUUAACUGCUAUAAAGCAAUAUUUCUUCCGAGAUGCACAUAUGGAUUGGAAAUUUGCUCAAGAAAAAGAAGUAAAACUGCAAUUAUUUUUAUCCAAAGAAUGUUCAAUAAAAUUAUUAGAGAAUGUUGCCACGUAUACAGCAAAACACCAAUAGAGCCUAUAUUACUUGAUUUAAAUAUUCCUACAGUCGAACAAUAUAUUGAUCAAAAAUCAUUGAUAUUUCUACAAAAGAUAUAUGAAAUGAACUCAUAUUCUGAAAUUUCAUUACAUUUUCUUAAAAAUUUAAAGGACAGAAUAACACCAACUCAAGAUUUAUAUGCAAAUUUAUUGAGCAAGUAUGAAUUAAAUUUACCAUAUCGGUACUCUGACAGUGAAGUAAAUUGAAUUAACAAAGACUGAAAGAAAGACGUCAAAUUAAAAGUUAAAAGAUACUGGCAAAAAAUACAUGAAAAAGAAAUUGAUAAAAAGAUUACACUAAAAACGUACAAAUUCUUAAGAGAGAUUAACCUUAACUCUAAAUGUCAACUGCAAUUUUGAAAUCUAAAUAAAAACUUGGUAAGUGAAGCGAGAAUUAAAGCAGCAUGAAGAUACGCAGCAGGACCUGCACAAACUCUAACAGCCCUAAGACACUCAAAGAAAAAUCAAAAUAUUAAUCAAAAUGAUAUGUGUAAUUUAUGUAAAACGAAAGAAACAGAGAAACACAGCAUAAAUAUAUGUAUAAAAUACAAGAAUGAAAGAAGAGAUUUUAUCAAUCAUUUAAGAGAUAUUAUUGGAGUAAAUUACGAAAGAACCACACCAUAUCUAUGACUCAUAAGUGAUGUAUCUGAAUUAAAAGAAUUAGCAAACCUUCAGGAAGAAUUAUGAGAAAAAAUUGAUUUUAUUACAAAAAUUAAUUUAAAAAUAUUUGAUGAAAAAAUAGGGUGUUAG